This is a messenger RNA of Zootoca vivipara (common lizard), 878 nucleotides long. It is a transcript of the gene FTH1, whose product is annotated as ferritin heavy chain 1. Gene Ontology annotation, biological process: iron ion transport; intracellular iron ion homeostasis. The record is from RefSeq and is a predicted model, not a curated record. Gene Ontology annotation, cellular component: cytoplasm. NCBI's taxonomy places the organism in Eukaryota, Metazoa, Chordata, Lepidosauria, Squamata, Lacertidae. Gene Ontology annotation, molecular function: ferric iron binding; ferrous iron binding.
UACAGCAGCUACGUAAGGCGCAGGCCUUUAGAACGUCGUUCCGCGAGACCCGGCCGAGGAGGUUCCUGCUUCAACAGUGAUUGGACGGAACCCACCCCUGCUCGGGCCCACCCGACCUCUGCGCCUCCGCCUGCCCGACCCAGCUGCACCACCUACAGCCGCGCUGCCAUGGCUUCGUCUCCCUCCCAGGUGCGCCAGAACUACCACCAGGACUGCGAAGCCGCCAUCAACCGGCAGAUCAACCUGGAGCUCUACGCCUCCUACGUGUACCUCAGCAUGUCCUACUAUUUUGACCGUGAUGAUGUGGCCCUGAAGAACUUUGCCAAGUACUUCCUUCACCAGUCCCACGAGGAGCGUGAGCAUGCAGAGAAACUUAUGAAGUUGCAGAACCAGAGAGGCGGCCGCAUCUUCUUGCAGGACGUCAAAAAACCAGAUCGUGAUGACUGGGAGAGUGGAUUGACAGCAAUGGAGUGUGCUUUGCACUUGGAAAAGAAUGUGAACCAGUCACUUUUGGAACUGCACAAGCUGGCAACUGACAAAAAUGACCCCCAUUUAUGUGACUUCAUUGAGACCCACUACUUGGAUGAGCAAGUCAAAUCCAUCAAAGAACUGGCUGACCAUGUGACCAACUUGCGCAAGAUGGGGGCACCAAAAUCUGGAAUGGCAGAGUAUCUCUUUGACAAGCACACUCUGGGAGAAAGUGACAGUGAAAACUAAACCUCCCAUGAAUGCUUCAGCAGGGACUCUUACCUUCUUACACAGCUGUGCAUGUUUUUUUUUGUUAAUCCAUACUAUUGUCCAUAACUGUAUAAAACCAUCUAUUGUUCUUUUUGUGUUGUAACUCAAAUGCCCAAUAAAAGUGAUUUGGUUCCACUAAA